Messenger RNA from Sorghum bicolor (sorghum), 1644 nucleotides. RefSeq lists its product as uncharacterized. Lineage: Eukaryota; Viridiplantae; Streptophyta; Magnoliopsida; Poales; Poaceae. The transcript is spliced from 6 exons. The coding region runs from base 203 to 1249 and encodes 348 amino acids. The record is from RefSeq and is a predicted model, not a curated record. Gene Ontology annotation, molecular function: protein binding.
CCACAGAAGCGUCUCCCUCCUCCUCCUCCUCACCACAGAUUCUUCGCGAGGCGCGCGAAGACGAGGAGAGAAGAAGAGCUCAGCAGCUGCCGACCGGUGCUGGGCUCAUUCGAGCGAGCGACCAUUCGAGCAAGCAAGCAAGCAGCGCGCGGCAGCUAGCUCACGCAAUUAAUAAGCCUUCUCCUAGCUUUAGCCAAUAGCCAUGGCGCUGGCUAGCCAGGUCGCCGCCAACCAGCCGCCGCUGCUGUCCUCCCCGGCCCGGCGCCUCCCAAGAACCAGCAGCAGCAAUGCGUUGCUGCUCCUCCAGCCGGCGUCGUCCGCGGUCCUCGGCGGCCGGAAGAACCUGAGGCUGGCGCCGCCUGCUGCCGGCGCGCGGAGGGCGCUGCUGGACGCCGUCGUCGUCGUGCGGGCGUCGUCCGAGGCGAAGGCGGCGGCGGAGACCACCAAGUCGGAGGGAAGCGGCGGCGGCGGCGGCGAGGAGGAGGAGGAGCGGCCGUACGAGGAGUACGAGGUGACGAUCCAGAAGCCGUACGGGAUCAAGUUCACCAAGGGCCGCGACGGGGGCACCUACAUCGAGGCCAUCCUCCCCGGCGGCGCGGCCGACGUGACGGGGCAGUUCGAGGUCGGCGACAAGGUGCUCGCCACCAGCGCUGUCUUCGGAGAGGAGAUCUGGCCGGCGAAAGGGUACGGCCAGACCAUGUACAGCAUCCGUCAGAGGGUCGGACCUCUGUACCUCAAGAUGGAGAGGAGGUUUGGUAGGGUGGACGGUGACGGCGACCUCACCGAGAAGGAGAUCAUCAGAUUUGAGAGGAACUCUGGAGUGGUCAGCGGCAGGGUGAGGGAGAUCCAGCUGCAAAAUUACACGAGGAAGAUGGAGCAGAAGAUGCAGAGGGAAGAGGAUCUCCGGAUGGGGCUCAGGCUGUACAAGGAUGGGAAAUAUGAGGAGGCAUUGGAGAAGUUCGAGUCGGUUUUGGGAUCGAAACCGGAGCCUAGUGAGGCUUCCAUUGCCAGCUACAAUGUUGCCUGCAGCUACUCAAAACUCGGCCGGAUAGAAGCUGGGCUUUCUGCAUUGGAGGAAGCCCUGAAGGCAGGGUAUGAAGACUUCAAGAGAGUCCGCACUGACCCGGAUCUCGCAAACCUGAGGAAGUCAGAGGAAUUCGAGCCCUUGCUGAAGAACUACGACGAGUCGUUCAUCAAUGAGAAUGCCAUCAACGCCAUCAAAUCCUUGUUCGGAUUGGGAAAGAAUUGAGCAACUGAAACAUGGUGGUAGGCCGGUAGCAGCAGGAGGCAAUGCCUCUCAUCUCUGGUCUUGCAGUUUUUGCAUACUGCAGAAGCCUACCAAGGCUUAAGCUCAUGCCCAUACAGUUCAGCUCCCCCCACUCUGCCAGUAGUUUGCAGUUCACACCUGUACCUUAGCUAUUCUUGGUGAGGCUGACUAUCUCCGGGAGAUACCUCCUUGCCCUCGUACUUAACCAUUUGCUGUUUGAUGCAGAUACAUUAUGUAUAUGAGUAUUAUAUCCAAUUUGUAAAGGAAACAUGAGUACAUUAUGUAAAGGAAAUGUGCAGUUGUGCUUGUAAGCCAUGCCAAAUAUGUUAAGAAUGAGGCAAAGGGUGAAUAUGUUAGCGGACAAACUCACGAGACAA